AUGCUUAUGAAAACACUAUUUUUGCUGCUUGCUUUGGUCGUCCUGACCGAGCAAAUGUUCCGACCAAUAAGACUGCCACAAAGACACGAGGACUGCUCUUGUGGUAUGAUGAUGUCUUUGCGAACGACAAUUAAUGCUACCUUUAUUUAUAGAAGACCAUGACUUGUCUGACGAGAGUGUUCCUUGUGAUGAUGAUAGUGGAGAGAACACCACUCCUGAAGAGGUUGAAACAACCACAACUGCAGGGGUUUCGAGUACUUCGACGGCGACGACUGCCCCACCGAGUACAUCGACGACGGCUACGACGACAGUGACAACGACGACGCAAACGACCACUCAAACGACAAUGGAACCCACUACUAAUGGAACGACGACAUCGACUGCUGUGCCCACCACGACUCGCUACUGGCCAUGCGGUUACAGAUCGCUUGCUCAGCCGUUCAGGCGGAAGAGCGGAUGGUGGUGCUCUCAGGUGAGUAUCGGAAACGUUUUAAAUGUGUCCCUCUCCCUUUCUCGGUAUCAGUGAGCGCAGAAACUGCGCUCAAACGAUUCUUGUACCUAUAAAAUAAGUCGAGAUGUUGACUAAUCAAAUGGAAAUUAUUGCAGGCCGAUUUCAACAGCAUCGGAUAUGUGCCAAUGCCAAAAGCGUCUGAAGCGGUGAACUGUAGACUCGCCAAUAUGACGUACAGCAGUAUAGAGACGCAAGAAGAAUGGGAUUAUUAUCUAGCCUGUGAGAGUGUUCUCUAAGACGUUAGUAUUUCAACUUUUGCAGUGGCAAGAAGCAUCGAAAAGUAUACAAUCUACGGAGUGUGGAUGGCAAUCGACUACAACACCACUUCUGGACUAUGGUACUGGAGUGACGGAAAUGUUGCCAACACGACACUCCCUUCACAGCCAAUCCUAGGCGUUGCAAAUGGAACCGCUGCGUUCUUCUGGAACGAAACUAUGCCUGGAGGAUACGGAUAUUUUGGACUGACCAACCUGAAUGGCGUAGGAACUGGAAGUACACUUCCAGUUGUGAACAUGGGUAUUUGCGGAAGACCGGGAGAUAAAUAUCCUGAAUAA
Caenorhabditis sp. 36 PRJEB53466 is the source of this 1065-nucleotide messenger RNA. NCBI's taxonomy places the organism in Eukaryota, Metazoa, Nematoda, Chromadorea, Rhabditida, Rhabditidae. The record is from the annotation of a GenBank genome assembly.